Arachis ipaensis is the source of this 1461-nucleotide messenger RNA. Lineage: Eukaryota; Viridiplantae; Streptophyta; Magnoliopsida; Fabales; Fabaceae. The record is from RefSeq and is a predicted model, not a curated record.
AUCAAAUAGUGUACUGUUACACACAAAGACAAGGUUUUCUCCUUAGUCUUUUCCUUCAUCCAUUACAACAAACAAGAAACUACCACAUACAAAUACAUAUUUAACACAAGGUCAAGGUCAUGGUCAGUGGUAACUAGUUAAGGUGAAAAAGUCAACAAAUUUUCAUAGCUUAAUGGCUUUUUUACAUGUACCUGCCAUUGUUGAUUGUGUUAACAUGAACAUGAACUUUCACCUUAUGCCACUGAGAUGCAACUCCAAGAGAACAUUCUGUGUUUCUGCAGUGAAUCUCAACAAUGACAGCAUUAGCAAUAAUGACCCUUUACUCCUUUCAGCAACUACCUCUGCUUUUCUUCGUUCUCAGGAAACUCUAAGGCCAGGCAAACACUACAUCAUAGUUCUUUUUUCUCUCUGUGACACAUUUUAUCAAGCAUUUGGAGUUCACUACCUUGUAUAUUCAUUGUGUGCUCAAGACCCUUUAUUUGUGGACCAGUAUGCUUCAUAUCUUGUCCCUCAAAAUUUUCACAAGGAAAAGGUGCAGGAUUUGAACCCCUAUUGCCUUGCAACUAAGUUCAUUGAUGAUAAAUUGCUUCAUACAGUGAAUCUUAUUGAUGGAGUUAAGCAGGUUGUUUUGUUAACUGAUGGCAUGGAUACGCGGCCGUACAGACUUCGGUGGCCUGCUUCAACCAUAAUAUUCGACAUAUCACCGGAAAGGAUAUUUCAAAUAGCAGCUGAGAAGCUUGAAGGUGACAAUGGUUCAUCAAGUUAUUGUGGUGCUGGGGCUAAGGUUCCCAAAGGUAGCUUACUCUAUCAUAUUCCUUUGGAAUCAUCUGACAUAAAGCAAAAUUUGCAACUUAGAGGAUAUAAUGGUAGUAGGCCAAGUAUAUGGGCAAUGCAGGGGUUUCCUAUGAUGACAUUGGCAAAUUUUGAAGAAGUUUUGUCAAUGUUAAGCAGUUUGGCCAUGGAGGGAAGCUUUUUUCUGGGAGAGUUGCCUACAUUUUUAUCUGAUGCAGAAACAGAAAUUAAGUCCAACACAAAGCAAUGGCUGGAUAAACUCUUCAUGAGCAACGGCUUUCGUGUCGAAAUGAUUAAUCAUAAAGGAGUUUCUGAAAGUUCAAAAGAAGAAUUUGCUUCAGCACAUUACAGUAACAAGCUGUUUGUUGCUGAACAACUACGACUUUCAGAUGAUCAGAUGGAAGCAUGGAGAAGACAAUUCCAAAGGGUAGAGGAUGAAGGAGAUGAAGAAGGCUUUGAAGAGUUAUAGAAGUAAUUAGAUAUAUUUCUCUAGUGUUGGAAGUUUGCAUGCAUAAUUGUAAGUUUAUAAUUUGAUUGAGCAUAUUCAAAUUAUCAACUAUCAAGUGCCAGUUUGCUCAGUGAAUAACCUUCAUUAUGCAAACUUGUAAAAAGAGUCAAUUUGAUUUAAUGUGAUCCUUUGCUAGGCAAAUGAAAAAUGGCAAUUUCCAU